AUGUCCGUCGAGCUCGAGCCUGCGGAGCUUGGUUUCAAGCGACCGUUCCAGCAGGAGGUAUCGCAGACCUUGCGAUUGAAGAACCCACACAGUGACCCAGUAGCCUUCAAGGUGAAAACCACCGCGCCUAAGCAGUACUGUGUGAGGCCAAACUCGGGCCGCAUCGAACCUGGAAAAGACGUGGAAGUCUCAAUUCUUCUUCAGGCGAUGAAGGAAGACCCACCGCUCGAUGCCAAAUGCCGUGACAAAUUCCUCGUACAAUCCGUCCUCGUCACCGCUGAUAAGGAGUUCACGAACGUUGCAUCUCUGUGGGCACAUAUGGAACAGACAUCCAAGAACUCCAUUCAAGAGAAGAAGAUCAGGGUGGUCUUCCUGGCAGCAGACGACGCUGCGGCUACACCGCCAAAGACCAAUGGUACGAGCAGCCUCCACGAGCCGUCACUGCUCUCGUCUCCCUCGCCAGAAGCUGUUACACCUCAACGCGGAUCUACUGAGGCACCGGUUGGAUCCGUAUCUCGUCCCGAGUCCCGCCCGUCGGAUAGCAAGAACCUAGGAGAAGCCAAGGAAUCCGCCUUCAACCCAGCUACCUCGUCCGGAUUGAAAUCAACAGUGGCUGCGGCAGCUGCGGGUGUUGCGAACACUGUCCCCACGUCUUCCGCCGAAUUGCAAGCUCAGCUUUCAGAAGCGAAAGCCACGAUCACCAAACUCCGCCAACAAGCAGAGUCUGGCUCCGGCCUACGACAGCGAAAGGCUGAUCCUCUUUCCGACUCUGGCGAGAAAUCAUCAACCGCAUUGGAGACUCAAAAGCCUGCGGGUGGGGUUCCCGUGCAGAUCGUGUUCGGCCUGUGCUUGGUGAGCUUCCUUUUGGCCUACUUCAUCUUUUGA
Molecule: messenger RNA, 885 nt
Organism: Aaosphaeria arxii CBS 175.79
Lineage: Eukaryota; Fungi; Ascomycota; Dothideomycetes; Pleosporales
Product: VAMP-associated protein
Exons: 6
Coding region: 1-885 (294 amino acids)
Biological process (GO): endoplasmic reticulum membrane organization
Cellular component (GO): plasma membrane; endoplasmic reticulum membrane
Molecular function (GO): FFAT motif binding
Source: RefSeq, a predicted model, not a curated record